Molecule: messenger RNA, 670 nt
Organism: Desarmillaria tabescens
Lineage: Eukaryota; Fungi; Basidiomycota; Agaricomycetes; Agaricales; Physalacriaceae
Exons: 5
Coding region: 146-670 (174 amino acids)
Source: RefSeq, a predicted model, not a curated record
GGCACCGCAAGCUCUUCAAUGCUACCACCCGAUCUUUUUUCACUCGCUCUACUCAAGCUCUAAUCCUUACCAGCAUAGAAUACUUUCUAUUUCCUGCUUCUGCUGCUUCUAUUCUACUCCCGUUUCAUCCUUUGACUACAAGCACAUGUUGCGCAAUAAUUUGGCCUCUGCUGGUCUGUGCACCUUUCAAAUACGGCUGAAUUUAAGCCAGAGAAGUUCACGAAAGACUAUCUACUAUAUAAUGGUCCUGUCCUUUUUUUCGCAGACUUACGACCACAUUCUGGGCAUCAUGACAGAUCAGUGCACCCUCGAUGCCAACGGAAACUUGAAAUCCUCCUCGAAAGUCAAUGUUUAUCACGAUGCAGAUGAUGACGUGCCCAUGGAAGGACCUGAAGCUGCUCCGAAGCCCGAAAUAUCAGUUCUAAGAGCCUUGACGGUACGGUAUACGGACCAGCCGUCGCCCGUCACUGUACCGUGGCUAUACGGCCGUAUACCGUAUACGGGACGGUUUUUAUACACCUGGGUGUAUUUCCGGUUUUGGAAAAAUUCGGCAAUCGCAGCGCAUCAGACAUGUGAUAAUGCACGUGAUAAGUGCAUUAACAGGAAAUCGAACCCCGAACAUGGCCACGCUCACUUAAUGGGUGCAUUUGAUGGGAAGACUACAUGUUAA